UCGUCAUCCCUUAGUUAAUUACUGCCCUCCCAUCACAAAACCCCACCUCUCUUUGUUCACGUUUUUUUUUUCUGACAUUUUUUCUGCAGCUUCCGAAACCCUCGCCCUAAUUCCCCCCACCUAGAUUCCCACUUUUCUUAUCAAAUAUCUUAUCGAUUGAGUAGUAAUAGUAGAUAGCUAAAUAUGGGAGAAAACAAGGAGAACGAUGCUUAUGAGGAAGAGCUUCUUGACUAUGAAGAAGAUGACGAAAAAAUCCCUGAUUCCGCUACAAAAGUCAAUGGCGAGUCCGCCAAAAAGGGUUAUGUUGGGAUUCACAGUUCAGGUUUCAGAGACUUUCUUCUAAAGCCAGAGCUAUUGCGGGCAAUUGUCGAUUCUGGGUUUGAGCAUCCUUCCGAAGUGCAACAUGAGUGCAUUCCACAAGCUAUUCUGGGAAUGGAUGUCGUGUGCCAAGCUAAAUCUGGAAUGGGAAAAACUGCUGUUUUUGUCCUUUCAACUCUGCAACAGAUUGAGCCCAUUGCUGGUCAGGUUGCUGCCCUGGUUCUAUGUCACACUAGAGAAUUAGCUUAUCAGAUCUGUCAUGAGUUUGAGAGGUUCAGCACUUAUCUGCCCGAUAUCAAGGUUGCUGUUUUCUAUGGUGGUGUCAACAUCAAACUCCACAAAGAGCUGCUGAAGAAUGAAUGCCCUCAUGCUGUUGUUGGAACUCCUGGAAGAAUACUUGCAUUGGCAAGAGAUAAGGACCUGUCCUUGAGGAAUGUGAGGCAUUUUAUACUAGAUGAAUGUGACAAGAUGCUUGAGUCACUUGACAUGCGGAGAGACGUGCAGGAAAUCUUCAAGAUGACUCCUCAUGACAAGCAAGUCAUGAUGUUUUCUGCUACUCUCAGCAAGGAGAUUCGCCCGGUUUGCAAGAAAUUCAUGCAAGAUCCAAUGGAAAUUUAUGUUGACGACGAGGCCAAGUUGACACUGCAUGGACUUGUACAGCACUACAUCAAAUUGAGUGAAACAGAGAAAAACCGGAAGCUGAAUGACCUGUUGGAUGCUUUGGACUUCAACCAAGUUGUUAUUUUUGUCAAGAGUGUGAGCAGAGCAGCAGAGUUGAACAAGUUACUGGUGGAGUGUAAUUUUCCAUCUAUCUGCAUCCACUCUGGCAUGAGUCAGGAAGAAAGACUGACACGCUACAAGGGUUUCAAGGAAGGACACAAGAGAAUUCUUGUGGCAACUGAUUUGGUUGGUAGAGGCAUAGACAUCGAAAGGGUGAACAUUGUUAUUAAUUAUGACAUGCCAGAUUCUGCAGAUACUUAUCUACACAGAGUUGGAAGAGCUGGUAGAUUUGGAACUAAAGGGCUUGCCAUAACUUUUGUGUCAUCUGCAUCAGAUUCUGAAGUUCUCAAUCAGGUUCAGGAGAGGUUUGAAGUAGAUAUUAAAGAACUUCCUGAGCAGAUUGAUACCUCUACAUACACUUGUUGAAGCUUGGGUAUCAUCAGCUGCAAUUGCUGAAAUUCAUUGGGGGAUAUCACCGUGAACUUCUGUGAAUGCCGCCACAGUGGAAAUGAUUAUGCACCUUUAUCCCGGCCGUGCUGUGGUUGGUUCUUUGGUUACUGGGUACUUUUACCUCUUUCUACCCCAUAUGUCAAACUAGUCUCCUAGCAAUUAUCAACGGUUCUAGACUUUGUUGCAGGGCGAUGUUGACUUGUGUUAGGUUCAUUUUUGGUACAGUGUGAAGUGACAAUUCCAGGUUCCCGAAUGCAAAGAUUCAUACAUCAUCUCCGCUCGUCUUGACUGUAAUAGCCAACUUUUCAACUGCUUAAUUCCUUUAGGCAGAUUUCUUGCCGACAGGCUGAUUUGCUGUAAGUUAUCUCAGAAACAAAGGCAAUCCCAUGGUUCGUUUUAAUAAAUUCAUUUACUGA
This is a messenger RNA of Capsicum annuum, 1904 nucleotides long. RefSeq names its product DEAD-box ATP-dependent RNA helicase 15. The record is from RefSeq and is a predicted model, not a curated record. Bases 184 to 1464 code for a protein of 426 amino acids. Gene Ontology annotation, molecular function: RNA helicase activity; RNA binding; ATP binding. NCBI's taxonomy places the organism in Eukaryota, Viridiplantae, Streptophyta, Magnoliopsida, Solanales, Solanaceae. The transcript has 12 exons.